GGCCAACGUAACACUUCUGAUUGGCCAAUCCGGAGAUGUAGACACACACCACAUCUUCACAAUGACCCGUUGAGCGAAGAGUUCUCCAGCGUUUCGCCAAUAUUUACUUUACAUUUAAAUUACUGGAAAUUCAGGUCUCUGACAGGUCAGAAUGGGGAAUCUGAUCAAGGUUCUCACACGAGACAUCGACAACAAUACAGGGAACUUUUUCCUGGACUUUGAAAAUGCUAAGCCCACAGAGGCUGAGAGGAGAGUAUGGGAGGAGGUCAGUAAGGUACUUAUAGAGGCUGUGAGCAUACUAAAGGACCUGCAGUCUUACAGUGGAGCAGGUGAAGCCAUCAGACAGGCCAUACAGCAUCCAAAUGAUGAGCGCGUGCAAGAGGGCGCGUGGGCCGCUGUGGUCCCACUGGUGGGCAAACUAAAGAAGUUUUAUGAGUUCUCACUAAAAUUGGAGGAUUCUCUGCAAGGCUUGCUGGAAUUCCUCACCAGCUCGCGCUGCAGUCCCACUCAGCAUCUGGAGCAGGAGCAGGCUCUGGCACGGCAGUUUGCAGAGAUUUUACAUUUCACACUGCGCUUCGAUGAGCUGAAGAUGACCAACCCAGCCAUCCAGAAUGACUUCAGCUACUACAGAAGAACCCUGAGUCGCAUGCGUAUUAACAAUCAGGCCCAUGCAGAGGAGCACAAUGAGGUUGACAACGAAAUGGCCAAUCGCAUGUCUCUCUUCUACGCCAAUGCCACGCCCAUGCUGAAAACAUUAAGCGACGCCACAACUAAAUUUGUAUCAAAGCAUGAAGAACUACCCAUAGAGAACACAACAGAUUGCCUGUGUACAAUGGCAAGUGUGUGUAAAGUCAUGUUAGAGACACCGGAGUACCGCAGUCGUUUUGCCAGUGAGGACACAGUUUUAUUUUGUCUGCGUGUGAUGGUGGGGGUCAUCAUCCUGUACGACUACGUCCAUCCUGCUGGAGCCUUCGUAAAAUCAUCCAAAAUCGAUAUGAAAGGAUGCAUUAAAGUCCUGCGAUAUCAGCCGCCCAACAGUGUGGAGGGGCUCCUCAAUGCUCUCAGGUACACAACAAAACAUUUGAAUGAUGAGUCUACCUCCAAGCAAAUCAAAAACAUGUUACAAGCUUGACUGUGUCUGCCAAAGGUAUUACCCCUCAAAUAAAUUGGAUGGGACGGUUCAACAGUUUUUUGUAAUACAAUGAGAAAAGCAAUGUAUCAUGUGGCAGCUACUGUCAAGUCUGUUUUGUAAUGUUGUUGUUUUGGUUUUUUAGAUCUUACUCUGGUAGACUGUAAGUUUUGUGUGGCCUUUAGAUUUCAAAGAUUCUUCUUUGUUGUGAGGCCACCCAACAAAGAUUCCCUUUCCAUGUUUGCUAUGGUUCACUGAGCAACCAGACAGGAACACAAAUUUUGGUCCAUUCCCUUUUUAAUGAUAAUUUUUACUGUGACUUUUAUUAACAUGAAUCUUUUCAACUGAAUAAAGCUAUUUUAACCAAAAAGACUGGACUUAAAAUGCCUGACAGUUAUUAUAGUCCUAAAAUUAGAGCAAGGACUCAUUUGAAUCAGGCCAUUGAAAUCAAACUGUUCUCUCACCACAAUGCCAAAUACUCUAACAAAAUUAUUAGUCCUAAACCCACAUCCUUUUCACGAAGAGAGUCUCAAGAUUAUUCAUUUCCCCUUUCAGUGACUGUGAGUCUACACCAGCAAGUCAUUAGACUAUAACAAAUUCCACUCACCAGGCAGCACUUCUGUUCUUUUGCUCUUUGUAUCCCCACCGAAUACUGACAAAUCAGAAGAACUGGAGCUAUAAACAAGCCAAAAUAUGAUGUAAAUUCGCCCUGCUAAAACACUAGCUUAAAUAUCCAUAUAGGUCAAGACUGGUUUAAGCUGGUUUCAUGCUGGUCUAG
Molecule: messenger RNA, 1907 nt
Organism: Xyrauchen texanus (razorback sucker)
Lineage: Eukaryota; Metazoa; Chordata; Actinopteri; Cypriniformes; Catostomidae
Product: CYFIP-related Rac1 interactor B-like
Exons: 11
Coding region: 152-1132 (326 amino acids)
Biological process (GO): regulation of actin filament polymerization; positive regulation of T cell activation
Molecular function (GO): small GTPase binding
Source: RefSeq, a predicted model, not a curated record